AUAAAUCCUCAAUCGACAAAAUAUACAUGCAUGCAUUACCUCCGAACCUCGUAGGCGGCGAACAAAGCUAUUGAAUAGGAAGAUGUGUGUCUCCUCUAGACCAAGUGGAUCAUGGGUGGCGCUGGUACUGGUUGCUGCAAUGUUCUUCUUAGGUUGUGCAAGUGCACUAUCCAUCAUAAGACCGAGGUCUGAGAACUCAGAUAGAAUUGUUGGGAUACAUCUUGGCACCACCUGUUCUUCUGUGGGCGUUUACAAGAGCAAUCGUACUGAAAUUGUACGCAAUGAGCAAGGAAAACGCACCACCCCUUCAUGGGUUGCUUUCAGUAACAAUCAGACAUUAAUCGGUGAGGCUGCAAAGGAUCAGGCAACAUUUAACCCGGAGAGGACUGUAUACCUAUACCAUGUCACAAGGCUUAUCGGAAGAGAGUUUGACGAUGAGGAGGUUCAGCGGGCUAUCGAGUCCUUGCCUUACAAAAUUGUUAACAUAGAUGGGAAGCCAUAUAUCAAAAUCAUCAUGGAGGAUGGAGAGACUCAGUUCUUUAGUCCUGAGGAAAUAAGUGCCCUGAUCCUGGUUAAGAUGAAAAAGAUUGCAGAAGCUUUUGUUGGGAAGGAAAUCAAAGAGGCUGUGCUCACUGUUCCUGCAUACUUCAAUGAUGCCCAGAGGAAGGCAACCAGCGAUGCUGGUUUUAUUGCUGGAUUAAAUGUUGUCGAUAUAAUAGACGAACCAACUGCAGCUGCCAUUGGGUAUGGAAUGGAUAAAAGAGGCGGUGCGAAGAACAUCCUGGUCUUUGAUCUUGGUGGUGCAACUUGUGAUGUCACCAUUUUGGCUAUUAAAGAAAGUGUUUUUAAAGUCCUUGCCGCAACUAGAGAUCAAUAUCUAGGAGGUGAUGAUUUUAUCAAUUUGAUCAAGAAAAAACACGGAAAGGACAUCUACAAUGAAAACAGAGUUCUUGAUAAGCUAAGGAGAGGAAUCGAGGGUGCAAAGACAGCGUUGAGUAGGUUUAUGCAGCAUCAAGUCCACGAAAGAACUGAAUCACUGUUUGAUGGAACAAAUUUCUCUCAAAAUUUAACUAGGGUUCAAUUUGAGGAGUUAAACAAUGAUCUGCUCCGGAAGACAAUGGUUCUUGUCAAAAAGGCCAUGGAUGAUGCAGGGUUGCAGAAACACCAGAUUGAUGAGAUUGCUCUUGUCGGUGGAAGUGCCGGGAUCCCAGAAGUGCAACAACUCCUCAAGGACUACUUUAACAGAACAGAACUCAACGAGGAUGUGAAAUUUAAUGUAAACCCUGAUGAAGUCGUUGCAUAUGGUGCUACCAUACGAGGAGAAUUUGUUAGAGGUGAUGAAGAGUUUGAAGUGAUCGAUCUGUUACCAGCAAUUCCAGUUAGCUAUGGGAUUGAAACCGCGGGUGGGGUGAUGACAGAGUUGAUCCCUAUAGGCACUCCAGAUUUUACCCCAAUCAGAAGAUCACGUAUUUUUACGACAAAGCAUGAUCAGCAGACUACUGUGUCUAUUAAGGUGUUUCUAGGCGAAGAUAGAUUUACAAAGACAAAGAAUUACAGGCUACUCGGAAAGUUUAGCCUCUCUGGAAUACCACCUGCCCCAAAGUUUGUACAUUGA
Molecule: messenger RNA, 1615 nt
Organism: Daucus carota subsp. sativus
Lineage: Eukaryota; Viridiplantae; Streptophyta; Magnoliopsida; Apiales; Apiaceae
Product: luminal-binding protein-like
Exons: 7
Coding region: 83-1615 (510 amino acids)
Biological process (GO): endoplasmic reticulum unfolded protein response
Cellular component (GO): endoplasmic reticulum lumen; endoplasmic reticulum chaperone complex; nucleus
Molecular function (GO): ATP binding; ATP-dependent protein folding chaperone
Source: RefSeq, a predicted model, not a curated record